AAAUGAUUACUUUUAUUCGGCGGUCUUUUAACUUGGGGUGCUGUGUUUUUGUGACUUAAUAGGGUUUUAGCAUGUCAAUUGAGCCAACAAGGUCACAGCAAUGGCUUCAUCAUGAUUCACAACUGGCUGCCGAUGCUGGGGUAACAUUUGAACUUCAAUAUGUUGGUGCUAUUCCAGUGCUGACAUCCAUAAAAUCUGUGAAUAUAAAUACCAGAACUCGAAUUUGUCGUGCAUCAAUACGUCGUGUAUGUGAAGAUGUUGGUCUAAAACUACCAAGUAACCAACCAGCUGACAAGUCAAUAAAACAGUUCAUUGGCCCAUCCACUGAUAUGACAUGGGCAAUGGCAAACGUAUACCUUACAAUCACAUCACAAACACUAACUGUUGAAACAAUUGAUAAUGGUGUGUUAUUAUUCCAGCACAACCUAUUCCUGGUUUCUUUUGCUUCCGCUGGGGAUGCAGAUACACCAGAUUUCAUUUGUUAUGUGGCCAAAACAGAUCAAGACACUCGUAUGUGUUACGUUUUUGAAUGUUCAGAUGGUCUUGCCCAGGAUGUAAUUAUUACAAUCGGACAAGCAUUCCAGCUAGGAUAUCAGGAUUUCAAAAAUUCUAAACCGCAAAAUGUUAAUAAACAAACAUCUCCCAUUAAAUUAAAUUCAUUCGAUUCAUUAUUUUCUCAUCACCAAACAUUUCAAACAAAUAUAUCAAUGUCUAAAAAUUCUCUUAGUAAUUCAAACAAACCUUCAUCUAUUAAUAGUACCAAUUAUCAUGUAUCUGCCAAUACCAGUAAUUCCCUAUCAAAAGAGAAUACGACAUUAAAUCAAAAUACUUCUAUGCCUGAUAAUAAUGUUACUCAUCAACCAGUAGCUUUUGAUAAUUUUAUGGAUUUUGAAGAUAGUGCAUGGCAUCUUGGUAACGAACUUUCUUCGGGUAAUCAAACUGAUAAUGCAGAAUGCAAUAAGCCAUCCUGUGGCACUACAAAAAAUUCCACCCAAUCUAAUCAAAAUGAUUUAACACAACAGCCUUCCUGCAACAUUAAUAAAGUCGCUGGUGUCAAAUCAAUGUCUAAUGUAAAGGCACCAGUUGGACUUCCAAAUUUUGAACAUUUAGAACCAGUAGGUGAACCUUGGUAUGUUGGUAAAAUGUCCAGAUCACAAGCCGAAAAUUUGUUGCGUUAUGAUGGGGAUUUUCUUGUACGUGCUAGCAUUCAGCAGCCUGGUCAGUUUGUACUAAGCGGCCUUCAAGACGGAAAAUAUAGACAUUUGUUACUGGCCGAUCCCAAUGGAAAGGUACGUACAAAAGAACGAGUAUUUGAUAGCAUACAACAUCUUAUUGAUUAUCACGUACAAAAUGGUGCGCCUAUUCGUUCACUUGACAGCGAAAUAAAAUUAAUAUUUCCGGUAUCUACACAUACAUUUUGCAUUUCUUAAUUCAAUUCCGCAUGAUCUUUGACAUAGGUGCACAAUUCAGUGAUAACAUACCAACAACUCAACUUUAUCUCUGUGAUCUAAUAACUUUAUUUUAUAUCCCAUGCUUAUAUUGUUAAGUUAUGCUUUCUCUAUCAACUUUCUAUUUCAUAACAUUCCAAAACUUUGUGUAAAUCGACUUACCUACUUUUAUACUAAACUUGUGCAACAUGCAAUAAUAUUUGGCUGUAAUUUAUUUUACAUCACAUUAUUUUACUAGUGACUUUUUUGUUGCUUUUCUGCAAAUUAAUCACUGAUUUUGCGUAAUAUGACUUCUAUAAAAAUCCUGUAAAAUUUUCUAGACUUCAAAAUGAAACGACAAACCAAUGAAGUGUGGCAAGUCAUUUCAUGUUCGUUUUUAAAUACAUUACCUAAUGAUUUCAC
Messenger RNA from Schistosoma bovis, 1850 nucleotides. The record is from the annotation of a GenBank genome assembly. NCBI's taxonomy places the organism in Eukaryota, Metazoa, Platyhelminthes, Trematoda, Strigeidida, Schistosomatidae.